AUGUACAUCAACCCCAUCCUACCGGGAUUCAAUCCCGACCCCUCUAUUAUCCGCGUCGGGAAUGACUUCUUCCUCGUCACCUCCUCGUUCGAAUACUUCCCCGGUGCCCCCAUCUACCACAGCACAGACCUUAUCCAGUGGAAUCUGAUCGGCCAUGCCCUCACCCGUCCCAGCCAACUCCAGAUUCAAACCCCCGAGCCUGGUGGUGGCGUGUGGGCCACCACUCUGCGGUAUCACGAUGGCGUAUUCUACAUCCUCGCCGCAAGCUUCCAGCGUUACCGGCCACAGGAAGAUGACCGCGUCUGGCCGCGUGGUUUCUAUGUGAAGACCAGAAAUAUAUGGGACUCGAGUUCGUGGUCGGACCCGGUGUAUUUUGACCAAGUUGGCUUUGAUCAAGAUCUAUUUUGGGACGACGAUGGCACCGUCUAUCUCUCAAGCACGUAUCGCAAGCUUCACCGAACUCCCGGUGUGAACCUCAAGGAUUUCGCCGUUCACAUUGUCACUGUCGACCUGGAGACAGGUGCCUCCACUUCGGAGCCCAAGUUAAUCAGAGAGUCCACCUCCGGUGUCGCGGAGGGGUCGCAUAUUUUCAAACGCGGCAAAUACUACUAUCUUUUCACCGCGGAGGGCGGCACGGAGAGCGGUCAUUGCGAGUGGGUCAGUCGCAGUACUACUGGCCCGUUCGGGCCAUGGGAGAUUGGGCCCAAUAAUCCUCUCUGGAGGAAUGGAGUGGAUGAUGAAGUUCAGAACACUGGGCAUGCAGACCUGGUGGAAGAUGCGCAGGGGCAGUGGUGGGCUGUUUUGUUAGGUGUGCGUCCUGUCCGGAAGGAUGGUCAGUGGGAGGAAUCGGUUUUUGGUCGCGAAACAUUUCUAGCUCCUGUGAACUGGGAGAACGACUGGCCCAUUGUCAACGGUGGCCAAAAGAUCCCCCUCCACUCUGAGAGCCCCCACCUCUAUGAGCUCUCAGUUCCAGUCACCUGGCGAGAUGACUUUUCGGACAGUGAGCUCCAGCUAGGAUGGUACCGCAAGAAUACUCCAGUUGUGCGUGACUACUCUCUCACCGAGCGACCAGGCCACCUUCGCCUCUACGGUGGUCCAUAUAAUCUGUCCGUCCCGGCGUGUCCAACUCUAUUUCUUCGUAAACAGACCCAUCGGUUCUGUACAUGGGAGACACUGCUGUCUUUCCAUCCGAGGAACCAGGCAUGCGAGGCUGGUGCAGUCGUCUGGUGGACGUACUUCACCUACAGCAGCAUCGGGAUUUGUCGAGCGAACGAUGGGCAGCGUGUUGUUCGGCUACGUUCUCCGGGAGGUGAGAUAGUCGACUUCGGCCUACAGAAUUCGCAGUCGGAUGUCCGUUUGGUGAUCGAGUGUGGGGAUCGCUACCGGUUCGGAUUUCAGGAGAUCAGAGAGGAUGAGUCGAAUGAAGAGCCGAUACGGUGGAUCGGCGAGGCGGAGAAUCGCAGUAUGACAGCAGCACCGCCGGUAGGAGUGGCUUUUACGGGGAUGAUGGUGGGAUUGUACGCGUUUGGAGAGCGGCAACGGUGUCUAGAUCCAGCUGACUUUCAUUACGCGUUAUGGAGAUAG
Aspergillus niger is the source of this 1584-nucleotide messenger RNA. RefSeq lists its product as uncharacterized. The transcript is spliced from 3 exons. NCBI's taxonomy places the organism in Eukaryota, Fungi, Ascomycota, Eurotiomycetes, Eurotiales, Aspergillaceae. The record is from RefSeq and is a predicted model, not a curated record. Bases 1 to 1584 code for a protein of 527 amino acids. Gene Ontology annotation, biological process: carbohydrate metabolic process. Gene Ontology annotation, molecular function: hydrolase activity, hydrolyzing O-glycosyl compounds.